AAUGGAGAUUUGGAGGUCUUUAUAUAGCCUUUCUCAAUCCCACCACUCUCACCUUUUGUGAUUCAACUUCUCUCUCAUUUUUCUCUUACUUAUUUACAACAUCUCUUCCGAAUUUGCCCCUCCUACGGUUUUUCUAAUUUUAAUCCCUCUGAAAAUGGCCGCGACCCUAGUUUACUCCGCCGGACCUUUCUCACCGCUUCUUCCUCACCCCAAGUCUACCAGAUCAUCAUUUAACGGAACCGCGCGUUUUCCCACCGGAGCUCCGUCGUUUAAGGCUUCUGCUCAGACGCUUAACGCCGAGCCGGUUCUAACGGAAUCCGUUCGUCGGCGAGUUUCGAGCCUCUACGAAUUACUGAAAGUGAACGAAACGGCUUCUCUGCCGGAGAUCAAGACGGCCUACAGGAGCUUAGCCAAGGUCUACCAUCCAGACGCCUCGGAAUCGGACGGUCGGGAUUUCAUGGAGAUCCAUAAAGCUUACGCGACACUAGCGGAUCCGACCACCAGAGCGAUCUACGAUUCCUCGCUUAGAACUCCACGGAGACGGGUACACGCUGGAGCUAUGGGUCGCUCGGGUCGGGUUUACACGUCCACCCGGAGAUGGGAGACGGAUCAGUGUUGGUAGUUUUGUUGCGGAAAAUGGCACUUUUUGACUUCUCCUUUUCCCCUUUUUUCCUUGUCACAAUUUUUAUUUUUCCCUGUUGGAAAAUUAAAGAGGGGAAAUUAAGUUGUUUUAUCCGCCAUUUCUGUAGUUUUUUUUUUUUUUUAACUUAAGAUGUUAACAACAAUGUAUAAAUGGAGAUUAUGAAAAUAGAGAGAGAGAGAGAGAGAGACAUGUAUAUUAUAUCCUUUUACUCUACUUUUACAAGGAUACACGAAAAGUAAUUAGACCAA
Molecule: messenger RNA, 891 nt
Organism: Capsella rubella
Lineage: Eukaryota; Viridiplantae; Streptophyta; Magnoliopsida; Brassicales; Brassicaceae
Product: chaperone protein dnaJ 11, chloroplastic
Exons: 1
Coding region: 155-622 (155 amino acids)
Source: RefSeq, a predicted model, not a curated record